Molecule: messenger RNA, 999 nt
Organism: Cutaneotrichosporon cavernicola
Lineage: Eukaryota; Fungi; Basidiomycota; Tremellomycetes; Trichosporonales; Trichosporonaceae
Gene: TSF1
Exons: 1
Coding region: 1-999 (332 amino acids)
Biological process (GO): mitochondrial translational elongation
Cellular component (GO): mitochondrial matrix
Molecular function (GO): translation elongation factor activity; protein binding
Source: RefSeq, a predicted model, not a curated record
AUGCUCGGCCUUCGCCUCCGCGCAGCCACGACCCCCGCCCGCGCCUUCACCACCUCGGCCUUCCGGUCCAAUGUCAAGGUGCCCGUCGCGCUCAUUGCGCAGCUACGCAAGGCGCACCCGGUCCCGAUGGCUCAGGCUCGCGAGGCGCUCGAAAAGUCCAACCUCGACGUCGAUGCCGCCAUCGCCUACCUCACCUCUGCGUCGGGUGCGUCUGCCCAGAAGAAGGCCGACAAGGUAUCUGGCCGCGAGACGAGUGAGGGCGCCAUCGCCGUGAGCGUCCUCGGUGGACGGCGGGUUGGGAUGGUACACCUGGCGUGCGAGACCGACUUUGUCGCCCGCAACGACGUGUUCCGUAACGUUGCGAAGGGGAUUGCUGAGACGGCCGCGUUCCUCGACGUCCCCGGAACAGAGGAGGCGCCGGCUCCGGCGAAGGGGUCGGAUCCGAUCAACGUGUUUCCGGUAGACCAGCUCGUUGCUGCGCCGUUGAUCUCGCUCGUCGAGGGAGAGGCAAGUAAAGAGAGCCAGAGUAUUGCGCAGCUUGUCGUGGCGUCGGUUUCGCAGACGGGCGAAAACCUCCAGCUUCGUCGGGCUGUUAGCUUUGCCGCGCCGUUCCCGGCCCAAGCUGGCCGGCGGAUCGUUCCGGGCGCAUAUACCCAUGGAGGCGACGAGAGUACCGGCAAAAUUGGCGGGAUUGUCAUUCUCGACGUGGGCGCAACUGGCGAGACGCCGGUCGGUGUCCUGCUCCACAAAAAGCCCGAGCUGGAGGAGCAGCUCAACGCGCUCGCGAGGAACCUCGCUCGCCAGAUCGUCGGGUUCCCCACCAAGGCCCUGAGCCCGGGCGACGGCGUCGCUGAGGAGGAGGCACUGCUCACCCAACCGUUUAUGAUGGGCGGGAGCGACAAGCCGGUCGCUGAGGCCGUCAAGGCCUGGGGCGAGGAGCGCGGGCUCGAGGUCGAGAUCAUGGCACUCCGCCGCUGGAGUACCUCGGACGAGCUCUAG